UGUAUAUGUGUGCGCGCGCGUGUGUGUGUGUAUGUGUGCGUGUGUGUGCUGAAGCGGUUGAAUAGUUUCAAAAGCCGAGUCUCGCAGACACACCUCAGCCUCAAGAAGUGAUCCGGAGACGCACUGAUGCGGCUUGAACCACUUUGUCAUUUUACAUAUUAAACAACUUGAGCUGGAUAAGUCGUCUCGGGGUCGACUUUGAGGGAGGAGUGUCAUGGCAGAGCCGGACUAUCUGGAGGAAGACUGUGAUGAACUCAUCAAACCUAAGAAGCUGAUCAACCCAGUUAAGAGCUCCCGUAACCACCAGGACCUGCACCGAGAGCUGCUCUUGAACCAAAAGAGGGGUUUGGCUCCUCAGAACAAACCUGAGCUCCAGAAAGUUCUGGAGCAAAGAAAACGGGAGCAAGUUCUCAAGGCUCAAAAGGAGGAGCAGGAGGCCCACAAGAAGAGGAGCGACUUGGAGAUCGAGCUCAUGAAAAGACAACAGAAACUAGAGCAGCUCGAGCUAGAGCAACAGAAAAUUGAGGAGGAACAGGAGAACACCCCAGAGUUUGUGAAGAUGAAGAGCAACCUGCGCAGGACCAAGCAGGAGACUGAUGGGGAAGAACGAACCACCUAAAAAUCAACAGGGGUGUCUGGGUCUGGCUGAUUGAGUGCGUGUUUGUAAGCACAGAGACAUCAGGAGUGUGUGUGCAAAAAAUGUAAAAAAAAAAAAAAAAAAAAAAAAUUAAAAUUUCCAUGGUGCACAGUGGUGAUUUGGCCAUGGCCUGAGAUGAACUUCCUGGCUUUUCCAACCUAGUUGUUCCUUCCUGCAAUGAGGAGCGAGACUUUACAAACUAAACAUCCCCCUCCGUCUGGCUGCCAUGGACCAACAGCACUCACCUCUGCUCCUCACGCCCACCCAGCAGCACACGCCGCCCCCUCGCAGGAGGGACCUAAUACAGACAUGUUACAUGUCUCUCAGUGUGGGCAAUCAAGCUUCCCCCCGUUUGCAGUCCUUUCUCCACAGCAAGCUGUCGUUUCUCUUCACUGUUAUCAUUGUUGUUAUUGUUGUUGUCGUUGUUUUUUUUUGUCAUUUUCAGAAUCAAAUAAGGAAAAGUGGACACUGGAUGGACUCUUGAAGCUGUGUAAAGUAAAAGCCAAACAAAUGUGCUUUUGUUAUUUAUGUUUGUAGCUUUUAGCCCAGGUAUAGGGGAGGACACUUUUAGUCAUUUUGUAUUUUAGUUUGUUUUACAGCAUAGUUUAUGAAGCCACAACAGGACAAAGGGAGUGUAAGGUUGUGUUACCCUCAAGUUUUUGAAAACUUUUUUUUUUUUAUCCUAAACAUGCCAUUUCCUCAGCUAAUGCAAGUUUGAGCAAUAGUAGGACUCCCAGGCAUAAGAGUGACCUUUUCUUUAUAUAUUCUGUUGUUUUGUAUGAAUAAAAGUGUUAAGUAAUUUGUUUUUCUUUGGUUGGUCAAUAAGGAGAGUCCUGUCUGGUGUGCUUCUAUGAACAAAGGAUAUGGUUUAAAGUAUAAAUGAAAAUGUACACUCAUAGGCCACCUGUCAUAAAAGAUUUUGUUGAUGGGAAGCUAUAUGGAUAUCGGCAUGGUUACUGAAACAACUCAUAAGUGUCCUGCAAUCUUAUAACUUCAGGUUUUCAUGUUUAUUUACAGUGGUUGCCAUGGAUGUGCACACAGGUCAUUUAAAUCAGUAAAGCUGAAUUAAAGUGAGUAUUACCUGCAAAACAAUUUAAUUCUCAGAUGUAGCCAUCACACACAAAUUAUAAAAUAGUUACAUAAAUUGAGAAACUGUGAUAACUUGGGAUGUUAAAUUGCAAAUUUAUUGUCAGUUGAAGUAUCACAAGAAGAUAUUGUGGGUCUAAAAUUCUGGCUUGUGGCCCCUUAAGAGACAUUAGCUAUGGUUAAAAUGGAAAUGAGCAGUUUUAUAACAACACAACCCUGUGUUCCUCUCAGAACCUUCUUUUAAAUAAAUAUUUUAACGCAUUCAAUUCA
Monopterus albus (swamp eel) is the source of this 1993-nucleotide messenger RNA. It is a transcript of the gene fam107b, whose product is annotated as family with sequence similarity 107 member B. The record is from RefSeq and is a predicted model, not a curated record. NCBI's taxonomy places the organism in Eukaryota, Metazoa, Chordata, Actinopteri, Synbranchiformes, Synbranchidae. The coding region runs from base 215 to 619 and encodes 134 amino acids. The transcript has 4 exons.